Molecule: messenger RNA, 1683 nt
Organism: Budorcas taxicolor (takin)
Lineage: Eukaryota; Metazoa; Chordata; Mammalia; Artiodactyla; Bovidae
Gene: GPR146
Product: G protein-coupled receptor 146
Exons: 2
Coding region: 392-1387 (331 amino acids)
Biological process (GO): G protein-coupled receptor signaling pathway
Cellular component (GO): membrane
Molecular function (GO): G protein-coupled receptor activity
Source: RefSeq, a predicted model, not a curated record
GCUGGCCACGCUCCCCUCUCCAGUCCACUGCUGGCCCCAGGCGGGAACCGCCCUGGCCCGAGGCUGUGAAGACAUCUCCACUCCCUGGAACAAGACCAGCCGGAAGUUGGCCGCACGGCAGUCAUCCGGGGCCCAGCAGGGCCACUGCCCCAGAAGCAUGAUCAGAGGCGACAGGCCGAACUCUCAGAGAGUGGGGACGCAGGUCACCUUCAGAUCAAGUUAGUCCUCUUGGGAGACACCGGAUGCGGUGACCGCCGGACCCCCUCGACGACCAAGGAGCAAGCCAGGAUGCUGGAGCCCACCAGCCUCCCGCCCCGGGCCACACGACAUCAGGGCUGCUGCCGGCGUCGCUGUGAGACCAUGGCCACACUCCUGCACGUGCCAGCCCGCCAUGUGGAGCUGCCCGCUCAACGGCACCGGGGGCGAGGACCCGCUGCCCUGCCUGCACCUCCAGAGGGCGCUGUCCGCGCUGUCGCUGCUCUACCUGCUGAGCGGCGUCCCCCUCGGCCUGGGCUACAACGCGCUGCUGCUGCUGGCCAACCUGCACGACCCCGGCGGCAUGACCAUGCCCGACGUCUACUUCGCCAACAUGGCGGCGGCCGGGCUGCUGCUCUGCGCCCUGGCGCCCGCGCACCUGCUGGGCCCUGGCGCAGCCGGCGGGGCCGCCUGGGACCUGGGCAGCGAGGUGCACGUCUCGCUGCUGGUGCUGUUCAACGUGGCGGCGCUGGUGACGCUGUACUCCACGGCGCUGCUGGGCCUCGACUGCUACAUCGAGCGCGCGCUCCCGCGCACCUACAUGUCCAGCGUCUACAACACCCGGCACGUGUGCGGCUUCGUCUGGGGCGGCGCCCUGCUCGCCGGCUUCUCCUCCCUGCUCUUCCACAUCUGCAGCCACGUGGCCGCACGGCUGGUGGAGUGCUCGCGGAUGCGGGACGCGGCGGCGGACGACGCCAUCAUGCUGCUCGUCGGCUACCUGGUGCCCGGCCUGGCCGCGCUCUACGCGCUCGCGCUCCUGGCGCGGGUCCGCAAGGAAGACACGCCGCUCGACCGGGGCGCGGGCCGCCCAGACCCCUCAGCGCACAGGCUGCUGGUGGCCACCGUGUGCGCGCAGUUCGGGCUCUGGGCCCCCCACUACCUGACGCUCCUGGGGCGCACGGUCCUGGCGGCGCGGGGGCAGGCACUGGACGGGCACCACGUGGGGACGCUACUCCUCGCCCAGGACCUGUCCAGGCUCCUGGCCUUCGCCAGCAGCGCUGUGGUGCCGCUUCUGUACCGCCACCUCGACAGAAACUUCCCCGGCAAGCUGCGGCGGCUGAUGAAGAAGCUGCGCCGUGGGCACCAGAGCUGCUCCCCGGACCAAGAGGGGGCGCAGCCGGUGACGGCAUAGACGCUGCUCCACGGGCACCGCCGCGGGCGGGGCGGGCCGCACUGGCCGGAAGCGCAACGCGCGGUGAUCAGUCCCCUGUGCCCAAGGCUCGCUCCCUCCUCUCAGGCAUCCAGGAGACAACGCUGACUCCAGCCCCUGCUCCCUCGCCCCUGGAGACAAGGCAGAAUCAGGCGCAGCCCCGUGGAGUUCCCCAGGUGCCUGGUGUAAGGGUGAGCCGUGUCCUCGGUACCCGGCUGCCCUCGGGUGUGCUUGCCUCCCACACCCACCUUUCAGGUCCACGCCCGCGACAGCCUGCU